This is a messenger RNA of Sitodiplosis mosellana (orange wheat blossom midge), 5903 nucleotides long. RefSeq names its product homeobox protein 2-like. NCBI's taxonomy places the organism in Eukaryota, Metazoa, Arthropoda, Insecta, Diptera, Cecidomyiidae. The record is from RefSeq and is a predicted model, not a curated record. The transcript has 6 exons. The coding region runs from base 1929 to 5903 and encodes 1324 amino acids.
AAUAAAAUUCUUUGUACGCUAAAAACACACAACAUACACAAACACACGCACAUUUCUUCUCAAUUCAAUCUUCGAAGAAACUGUUUCAAUUUUGCGAAGCAUCAUUGUCGUCGAACAGAUGCUGCUGCUAUGUAAUCAACCAUAGUAUGACUAAUCAAACGGAGGAUUUAAUAUUUCGUUUGAAAAAUUAUCUUAAUUAUCAUUGUGAGAUGCAUACGAUUUCAUAUUGCAAACGACCGACGAUUGAACGAAAUUACCCAACGGAAAUAAACGAAAACGAGCACCAAGUAAUCGGAUCAGUUGUAGCCGGGGCAUUAAUAGCAGCAUUGGCGAUUUUUAUUCAGCAAACAGCACGCUAUUCAACGUCGUUUCAACCACACAACAAAUAUCUAAUCAAUAGCCCGAAAAAAGAAGUAAAACCAAACGGCGAACGCUUCUUUUGUCGUACGUAAAUAAAGCGAUAAAAUAAUGAAAUAAAAUCAUAAAAAAGACGAAAAAGAAAGUAUCUCCCAAAUAGCCAAAUCAUAAAAACGGAGAACGAAGAGGUAGAGCAUGUGAACACACAAGGAAGGAUACAAUAGUGAAAGAACAAACCAUACAUACUUCAAUCGAUUUAACAAACAAGAAACACACACACAUACACACACACAUACCGAGAGAGAGAGAGAGAGCGCGAGAGGGAACUGAACAAAACAAAGAAACGACGACGACAAAGUAGAAAAAGUCGAGCGAACGAAACGACGAAAAUCCCUGUGAGUGGACAUAGCAAAGCGCAGAACAAGCGGACAAAACACACUCAACUAUCGACAGCAGAAACAACAAUAAAAAAAACAACAAAGUAUUACAAAAGGAAACCACAGACAAAAUAAAUGAGAUUAAAUUCCGAACAACCAAUAACCACCGAAAAAAAAAAAACCAAAGAGAUGUACAAAAGGAGUGAAUGAAAGGAUAGAAAAGACAAAAAAGCUCGAGAGAGGGAAACAGGAGCAAACAGAUCAGCAGCAGCAUCAGUAGUAACAAGAGAGAAUAGUAAAAUAUAGAAAGUUCAAAGCCACACUGUGUGUUAUUGUAAUCGAAGUUAUACUGAAUCUGUUAUAAUAAGGACGCAUCUGAGUGACACAUUGAAAUUGGCCAAUAAUAUGACUUGUCCUAUCCAUUGAACAGCAGCGCAACCACAUCAUACUCCGAUAAGAAUAGAUAUGUAUCAUCAUCAUUGAUUUCGAACACAUACAGUGUGUGUGAGCGUAUAUAUAUGAGCUAACAACGUUAGCGCCAUUUAAAGACAACGGACUCGGCCGUAAACGUGACGAUAACAAAGCAACUGAAAGGAAUAACUGAAUCGCAUCGAAAAAGAAAGAGAGACAUUUUUUGCUCUUUCACGUCGAUUAUGUAGCCAGUGUGUGUGCGGAAUGUGUGUUGUUCCUUUUUCUUUCGCUACCAAAUAUACGCACCACCAAUUCAAACAUACACACAAACAAACUCACACGCGAAGAUAGAGAGAGAGGCAUACCCAGGCUCAACGUUUCCUCAAUCACCGAUUAAAUAACUCUAUUUGUUUGGAUCGACAAAAGCGACGUUGUUUCUGGCUUUCAUGGUCACCGCAGCUCACAUUAGCCCAUAACGCGUAUGCAUCGAUAUAAAAAAAGAAGAAAAUUUCUCAAUAUUAGUUUCCUCUGGCUGUCAAUUCAAUAUUUUCCUCCCUCCGGUCAGUGUGCUCGCUCGCUCGCUCACAUUCAUUCAUUCAUACUCAACACGCUCGCUUCAUUGUCUCAUUGUUUGGAAUACUAUUCUUGCAACGAACACAUUUUGUUGUUGGUAUAUGUGUGCACGCUCGUCAUUUUCAAUUCAUCAAGCAAAAAAGUAAUUUGCUACGAUUGAAUCAUCAUCAUCGCUGCUUUGUGUUCACGCAGUGAAAUCCAACGAGGAAAAUGUUAUCAAACUCAAAUGUGUUCAUUCUAUUGAUUUUGAUAAAACAUUCAACAUUGUUCGAAUUCACAUUAGCUAGUUCGGUUGCAGUGAAUGCACACGUUCAAUUCGGGGAUGACAGAAACAUUACAACGGUUGAAACGGUGACCUCCGCAUCGUCGUCACAUGUGGCCCAUUUCAUCGUUGAUGAAGCCCGUAGCCGAACAGCAGCAGCAGUGUCAGCAGCAAAAACGUCACGCAUUCAAGAGAUAACGGCCAACAUAAAAGCGACAACUACAAAAGAUCCAUUAGAGACAGGAAAUCGUAAACAAUUUCAAGGCACGACCAAAUACUCAAUCCCGAACCACACCACCGCAUCAGCAGCAGCACGAGCAGUAUUCAUUACCGAUACAGUACCCACGACGUCGUCACCGAUAGAUCACAAAACCAAAUUUAACCAAGUUCCAUCAACAGCGUCAUUAUCAUCAUUGACCAAUUCAAGCUCAAAGAAUGCUCACAAUGUUUCGAACAAAUUUGAAAUGGUGUCAAGUACCUUGGCAAAUGCGUCCGCAGCAUCGGAAACUGCAGCCGUGGCGACAAAAAUUUCACCACCGCAAAUAACGAAAAAUCCUAUAGUCGAUCCAGCACAUCCACUGCGGCCGUCAUCGUCGUUGUCACUACCACCACCACUAUCAAAAUCACCUAAGCAAUCCAAUAAUCGAGGAAAUCUCGAAAUAAAUUCGAGCAAACGUCAUUCAACGAACGCACAGAAUAGUGGUAGUUCGUUAAUGGGCAAAAGUAACAACAAUAGCAAUAACCAGAUCAUUGACGAUAACGACAGCAUUAAAUCUGUUGAUUGUAUUAAUGGCAGCAGCAGCAGCAGCAGCAAUGAUGAUAAAAAUGAUUAUGUGAAUCCUGACAUUCAACUACCUCAAUCGGAUACACCAUCAUCAACGGGUUCCAUUGAUCCAUCGGCGGCCGCCACUGCCUCCGAACCGAAUCAGAUGAAAGCAAGGCCCGAUGCCGUUUAUUUUGUUGUUGCUGUGAUCGGCGGUGCCAAAAUUUGGGCACGCACACUGGCACGUACCAUCAGCGAUAUGGGACCACCGUUUAACGAUUCAAGAGGCACACCGCUUCGACCAAUUUACGUUGAUUUGCCAACAAAUGGAAGGUUCUCAGUGAAUGUGCUGCUUUCAUUAUGUCAGCAGAGCGAAAAAAGGCCAUUAGCCGGUGUUGUAGUCAUCGGAAAUGGACAAUCAGCACAUGCCGUUGCUUAUGCGAGUUCAGCGAUGCAGUUACCCGUUUUAUGGGCAAAGGGUGGCAUAGCCAAUUUACAUGAAUUGCAUCCAGAGGGAUCUCUGCAAGCGCUACUUCAACCGUCAGCUUUCGAAAUGUUUGAAGCGGUACGCUCUCUAUUCCUACAGACACAUUGGCACUCUUUUUUUGUGCUGUCUGAUGUUCAGGCAACGAAUGUCAUGAAUGUUAAAGAUAAUCCGUUGAAGAGAGCACCAUUAGUACCAACUAUUGUACCAUUGCCGAGGAAUAACGACGAUGUGUUCAAGCAAUUAGCCCAAAUAUCGCGAUCAACACGCGGUGUUAUCCUAUUGUUAGGGAAUGUACAGGCGACCAGACGAAUUAUGACUGAAGCUCGUCGUCUAAACAUGGUCGGUGGUCAUUUUAUUUGGUUGUGGAUUGAUACGAGCACAUCGACGGGAUAUUUUCAUCAGGCAACUGCACCGGUGAGACAGCCACCGCCAAAACCACCACAUCAGCCAGUUCGUUCAAAGGCAAACAAUGAGAGUAGUACGACAACGAAGAUGGGCUUCGAGUUAAGGGAUAAUCGAACGAGCACGAUGAAUGUGACAUCAACACCAAACUAUGUGCAUGAAACAAAUAAUGCGAAAAAGCCGUCGACGGCCACGGCAACGGGUGAGAGUAAAAGUUCGACGGGUAGCAAAACAAGUAGUAAGGCGAAAUCAAAUUCGAAUCUUAGCCGAGAAGAUCAAUCCGUAUUGCAAAAGACAAAUGUUGAUUUUAGCCAGGGCUUUGAUCCGUUUCACGUGCUGCAACGCCAAGAUGAGCGGCUUAAACAAACAUUUGGUUCACCACAGCACUAUCAAGAGCGAACUGCACAGCGUGAUAACAAACAAACACCAAAAAAUAAUAAUCGCUUAAUUUUGGGCUUACAUGGUGAGGGGACAGUUGAAACCGAAGAUCAAACAAACAGUACGCCACGCGGCAAAAAGACCCGGCGCAGCAGCAGCAGUAACAAUAGCAGUAGUAGUAACAACAAGGCACGUCAAAAUGUUGACAAUGCAUUUUACGACGAAAACAAGAGCGAUGACACCAACGGCAAUAUCAACUUUGCCAGCGAACUAGAUGAUGAUGAUGAUGAUGACAGUGGCGGUGGAAUGCCCAUUUUUAUAUCAAAUAAAACAACAUCAUCGAAAAAUGCCAUUUCCAGUAAAUACCGAAAUUUUAGUGAUGAUAACUUGGAUGAUUUUAUUGACAAUAAUAAUUUCAACGAGAACCACAAUUUAAAGUUGAAUUUUAAGCGUACAUCGGCUGCCACCGGUGGCAAUUCCACGUCUUCUUCUUCGUCGUCGUCGUCGUCCUUUGUAAAUUUCCAUCAAUUUAAAGAUUUUCCAGUUGGUUUAUUGGCACUGCGACCGAUUCGCAUGAACGUGGAUCGGCAUUUCAUACGUGCAGCCGUUCGUGUGUUUGCUGCCACUUGGGAGAAAAUUAACAGUAGCAAAUCGAUUGUGAAUACAAUAUCGCCACAGCAACGGCCUACAUCAUCAUCGUCGUCGUCGUCAUCGUCAUCGUCAUCGUCAUCGUCAUCGUCAUCAACACAAUUGCCACAAUCGCGUCGAACGCAACACAAUCGAAAUGCACAAGGCACAACGACAUUGUACAAUGCAAAAAAGUUCGGCAAUGAAAUGCAAAGCCGUAAAAUGCGGCGCAAACGCAACAUUCAAACAGUUAACCAAUUACUAAUGAUGACGAUGCAAAAGCGUUCGAUUGAUUCAUUAACGGUGGCAGCGAUGGCGUCACCAUCAUACGGCAGUGAAUUUGAAUAUGAACAUGAUAAAAGUGAUGAUAAUAUAAAUGGAAUAAAUACGGUGGAACACCAAACGGUGUCCGCGGCAAUGCAAGUUAACAGUUCUCUAUUUCUAAAUGAGUUUAGCAGUAAUAGUGAUAAGAAUACGAAUAGUGUUAUUGGAAUAACAAAAACCACCACCAAAUCAAGAAUAAGAGAUCGGCGAUGGGCCGCUGAUCAAAAACAUAACAACAACAUUCAUAAUAAUGAAAAACAGUUAAUGAAAUUAAAUAGUAGUUUUACAAGUGACCUACCAAAUAAUAAGAAUACAAAUAACACUUAUUACAUCAACAAUGGCAUUAGUUUAACAAAUGUGAACGUUAGUUUUAAUCGAAAUUUCAGUGGCUUAUGGAAACAAAACAGUAAAAAUAAGAGCAAUAUUCAUUCAUUAAAUAGCGCGCGAUACCAACAACCAAUUACAACAACAACAACAGCCGCAGCUGUACGCGGUAAACAAGUGCUGCUGCAGCCAUUACAGUUCAACAAUACCACGUCAAAUGUGACAAAUCACACACCGGCAAUGUCGUCGUCGUCGUCAUCUUCGUCGAUGGCGGUGAACCACAAUGACCCAUCAAUCGAGUCGAUGGCCAAGCAAGCAAGUCAAUCGAUUGUUGAAAUUUUUUUUGGCACACACUCGCAAGACAUGCGAGGUCAACGGUUGAACAAGCGACAAAGCACACGGCCGACGAAAAAAGAAAUGCCACAAUCAUCAAUAACAACAACACAAUACAAACGACCGCAAUACGAUGCGAACAACAAAAAUGCCAAUCAAUUAGCGAACGCUCAACACACCACCGAUCACGAUUCGAAUCAGAUCAAGUGCGAAACGCCAACCUAUUACGGUGGAUGUUACGGCACUUCCACCAAACAGGAUGUGAAAAAUGCCGAAUAUUUCUAA